AUGCCUUCGCAGCUCGGCUACUGCAGCGGCGGCCCGCUGCCGCCACCGGGAGCAGGAACUCCGCGCACUCUUGCGGAGGCUCUGCUCCGCACCGCCAGUCAGAGGCCUGACGGUGGCCUGACCGUGUACGAGCGAGCCUCCAGCGCGGGGAGCGGCGGCGGCGCGCUGUUCCUGAGCUACGCAGCCCUGCUGAGCGCCGCGAGGCGAGUCGCCGCUGGGCUGCUGCACGAGGCGGUGCCUCGUGGAGCGCCCGUCGUGCUCCUGCUGCGGACGCGCGCGGCCCAGCUGGUCGCUCUGUGGGGCUGCGUGCUGGCGGGCGUGCGGCCGUGCCUGCUGGCGACCGCCGCAGGGGCCGCCGACCAGGCCCUCCCCGCGUUCCUGGGGCGGCAGGCGGAGCGCCUGGCUGUGGUGGUUCUGACGCUGCAUGGCGAGAGAGCGCUCCCGAUGCCCCAGGUGCGUCAGCUGCGCGUCGACACCUGGUUGAACGACGAGCUCGAUCUGCAGCAAGCACUGCCACGCUCGGUGCUCGAACGUGGCGAGACUGUAGCCACGGUGGUGGCCGGCGACGGCCCCGAGUGCGAGUACCACUUCACGGGCGCCGCGAUUAUGGCUAACAUGCGCAGCGAAUGUGCGGCCUUCUCCUGCGACGGGGCCGACGCCAGCGAGCCACCAGUCCGGUUGAGCUGGCUGCCUCUUGCGGAGCCGGUCGCCCUCUUGGCGCACUGCGCCGCCGUCGCCCUUGGCAUGGACGAGGUGCAUGCGGAGACAGGCGGCGACCCCCGCGCCACGCUGCGCCUGGCGAGGAGGCACCGCGUCUCUCUCCUGGCGGCGCCAGCAGUCUUCUUCCGCCGGGCCUCCGAGGAGCUGCGGAGAGCCUCCAGCGAUGCGGCCAGGCGCGGGGCGGCCGCGGGGGCGUGCGACCUGGAGUGCGUGCGCGUGUGGGUGGUGCAUGGAGCACUGGGAGACGACGACGCGGCCGACUUCCUGCGACUGGCGCGGCCCAGCACAGGCAUGCCACCGGGCCUCGCUGCGCCGGCGGUGCGCAGGGCUCUGGUGGCGCCCUGGGGCUGCCUGCUGGCCGUGGGCGACCCGCUGGCUGGAGCGGAGCUGCGCUGGACGCCGGCGCCUGGCCUGGAGCUCCGCGCGCUGGCGCGGGAAGCUGCGACCAGCUGCGCGCCGAGCUCCGGUGGCUCGCCGCCGCGCCUGCAGGUCCGGGGGUCUGCGGCCGCGCCUGGCGUGGCGUGGGGCGCCCGUGCAGGGCGUUGGGCCGUGGCGCUCGGCGGGUGGGUGGACGCCCGCUGCGCGGGCACCGUGGUCAGCGGACGGCUGUCGAGUGCGUCGCUGGACCAGUGUCUCGCUGGAGCAGGGGAGAGUGUCCAGGUCUCUGGCAGCGUGGAGUUUGCCCCAGCGGAGAUCGAGUCCGCGAUAGAGGCCGCGCCUGGCGUGCUGCGGGGCUCCGCCGUGGCCGUGGCCGCGCGGCUGCCAGCAGGCGGCGGCCUUGAUGGCAGAGAGACUCACCGGCAGCGUGGCCUUGCCAUCGCGUUCUCAGCCGUGGAGCAGGCGCCUUCCAGCAAGCCGGUGGUCACCGAGGCAGUUCUCAACCAGCUUGCCCUGUCCCUCGGUAUCCGUCCGCAGCUGGCCGUCCUGUUUCCCCGCGCUGACGUGCCGCGCGACUGCGCCGGGCAGCCAGACCGCGCCAGAGUGAGGGCGGCGAUCGAGGCGGGCGCCUUCGGGGAGGCAGCGCUGGACUCGCGGCGGUCAGCAGCGGAGGCGCUGCCUGGCGACUGGGUCUGGGAGGAGGAGUUCCGCCCUGGCGAGGUGCCCCUUCCACCGGGGGCCGGGGCCGGCGGGGGAGAAGACGACGACCUGGGCGGCGACGACAUCGAGGAGCGCAUGGAGGGAGCGGCGUCCGAGGAUGGCAGUGACGCUGCCGGAGCGGUGGAGCGAGAGGCGGCCAGGACGCUGGUCGUGUGCGACCCGGCGUCGCAGGUCGGAGACCAGAUAGUCUCGAGACUGCAAGAGGACGGAGGAUGCGUGGCGAAGGUGCGUGCUUCACGAGGCUCAGGAGAAGCAGAGGAUUGGGCCGCGCUGCUAGCGGGGGGCGUGACGAGCGUCGUGCACAGCACGCAGUAUUCCUCCGAGUCGGAAGCCUCGGAGGGAUCCGAGGCCGCCGUGGAGCUGCUGGCACUGCUGCAGGCCUGGCGGCGCGAACGCCACGGCGCCCCAAGCGAGCCUCUCAGGCUGCUGUGCCUGUCCUCUGGCCGCCACGUGCGGGUCGCGGGCGCACGGGUGGACCCGCGCAAGAGCAUCCUGCUGGGCGUGCUGCUGUGCGCGGCGACGGAGUGGCAGCAGCUGCGAGCGGUGCAGCUGGACGUGGCGCCGGAGCUGCCAGAGGCGAAGGCGGCGCACGCCGCAGUGGCAGAGCUCCGGGGGGCCGCGGGAGGCCCAGCCAGCGAGGUCCUCGUGGACGCAGAGGGGCAGCGCUUGGAGCGCCGGCUGCGGCAGGCUCCGCUGCUGCCAGCCCCUGCCCAGCACGGACGGCCGCGGGCCGCGCUGCUCGUGGGAGGCGCUGGCGGCGUCGGCCUGCUCUGGGCUAAGUCCAUCAAUGCAGAUCGGACCUCAUCCUUGAGCCACCGAGCAGAGACGCUGGUAUUGCUCGGCCGCUCCCCGCUCUCCACGCGCCGCGCGGAGCGGGCUCUGGCCGCCCUCUCUGGCAGCGGGGCGGACGUGCUCUACCUGCAGGCGGACCUGGGCGACCCGCGGCAGCUGAAGAGCGCAUUCCAGGGGUGCAUCGCUGCUGGGAGGAUCGACUACGCGGCCAGCUUUGCCGAAGCGUUCCAGGCCCCCGCGAGCCUGUUCGGCUUGCCGCUGGGUGCCCUGCAGGCGCCGGCCCACAAGCUGCGCGGCGCGCGCAACUUGCUGGAGCUGCUGGCACGCUCGCGGGCGCCAGCCACGCGGCAGGUGGCCGCCACACCGGUGCUGCUCGCGUCGACGGUGGUCGGGCUCCUGGGCGCCCCCCAGCUCGCACCCUAUGCGGCCGGCGCGCGGGCGCUGGAGGCACUCUGCGCGAAGGAGCGCCUGGGGAGCGGCCCACUGGACCCCAGGUUCGGUAUCGUGUGUGUGGCUCUGUCGGCGUGGGCGGACGUGGGCAUCACGACCGCGUUCCCGGCAUUGGCCGACUCCGCGCCAGCAGCGGGCUUCCACGUGUUGUCGCAUUGCUCGGGGCUGCUGGCCUUGGAGGCGGCCUUCGCCAAGUUUUCACCCCCUCGGUUCGGCACGCUUUUUGUGGGCGUAAACGGACAACACCCGCGCUGGGUCCAACUGAUCGCAAGCGGCGAGACCAGCGCCACCAUGGCCACCACGGAGACGUUGCCCGGCUGCAUCGAGCUGGUCUUAGGCACAAUCAAAACGGUAUUGGGCAAGGACGUCAAGCUCGGAAGCAGCUUUGGCGAGGUCGGGGUUGAUUCCAUGUCGUCCAUGUCACUGCGCUCGGCGCUCGUGUCGGCGACGGGGGGGCUGGAGCUGCCCUCGACAGUGUUCUACGACCUCCCCUCGGUGCUCGAGCUCGCAAAGUUCAUCCACGGUGAGGCCGCCCCAGGCGCCGGAGGCAAGGCAGGCGGAGGCUCUGCGCCCGUCGACGCGGGCGCGCAGGGGCCAGCGGCGGCCUACCACCCCGACGCGGCGCUGGAGGCGCUGCUGGAGGACGCAGAGGCGCGCAGGUCCUACCACCUGGGCCUGGCGAGGGAAGCGCUUCGCUGCGGCGACGCUGCUGCCGCGCACGAGCGCUGCCUGUGCGCCAUGGACGGUGCCUCAGGCCCUGCGCUCGUGUCAGCUCUCGCGCUGGACGCGGUGGCGCUCGAGCGGACGGGCGCCGCCAGCGCGGCGGGGGAAGCCCUUGCGCGGAGCUUGGAGGCGCAGCAGGCUGCCGCGGGCCCGCUCCACGUCGACACAGCGGCCGCGGUGGUGCAGCUGUGCCUGUGGUGCGACCGCCAUGGCCAGUCGGACUCUAGGGCGCGAGAGCUGCGGCGGCGGCUGGGGGAGGCGCGCCGCGCGUUCUUCCGCGGCAUCUGCUGGCCAGCCACGGCCUGGUGGACACCCGCAGAGCCGGAAGCCUCGUUCGCUCAGGUGCUCUCGAGCACGUCUUUGCGGCGUCUGAGUUUCGAUGGGCAGGGGCUCGCUGAUCAGGAUCUUGGGGCGCUGGGCGUCGCCUCAUCGCUCGAGGUGCUACGUCUCAGGCGCAAUGGCCUGCGCCAGUUGCCGGCCGUGUUGGGGCGUCUGGUGCAGUUGCGCGAGCUGUGGCUCACGUCGAAUUUGCUACAUGACUUGCCUGCUGAGUUGACCGCUUGCUCCCGCUUGCAGGUCUUGGCGCUCGAGGCGAAUUGUUUCGCCCGGCUGCCCACCGUCGUCAGCAGCUUUCGCCGGCUGCUCCAGCUCGGCUUCGACGAGCAGCGCUGCGAGGUGGGCGGCGUGGGCCAGUGCCGUCUGCAGGCCCAGGUUCUGUCGGUACUGCGCGCUAGAGGAUGCGCUGCUGAAUUUCCAGAUCUAUACUUGCCAGGCGGAGGGGGCCCGAACCUCAACACCGUCUUCUGGGCCAACAACGCGCUGGCAGCUGUGCCGGCGGUGCUCGGGCACUUUGCCUCCUCGCUGAGGCUCUUGGACCUGGCGCACAAUCGCAUCGCCGCUCUUGGAGAGGAACUCUUCGGCUCGCUGAGCAGCCUGCGGGACCUCAGCCUCGCAGGCAACCGGCUGACGAGCUUGCCGGCCGCGGUGGGCACGAUGCGCGCUCUGCAGCAGCUGUGGCUCCAUGGCAACGCGCUGGAGGAGCUGCCAGAGGAGCUCGGAUCCUUAGGCAGCCUGGCGAUUCUGGAGCUGCACCACAACCGGCUCAUCUCGCUACCAAUCGCGGCAGUGUCGCGCCUCCACAAGCUCAACUGGCUGUUCGCCCACGGGAACCAGCUCACCGACGGGGCUGGACUGCUCGCGGCUCUGGGCCGGCUGCCGCGCCUGAAGAUCUGCGGGCUGGGGGCGAACCGACUGGAGCUCGGAGGGCUGGACCUCGGGAGCUUCAGGUCGAGCUUCGGCCUCGGCUGGAACCCCGGGCUGGUUCCUGGCGGCGGCGUCCUCACAGAGGCCCUGACCACCUGCGACCUCUCCUGGGACAGGCUCGACGAGUGCGCGCUGCAGGACGUGCUCGUCGUCACGUUCUCGGCGCAGGGCGCUCCGAUCGCCCAGGGCCAGGCAGAGGUGCGUGCCCUGCGUGACGCGCUGCUGCCCGUGGACGCGCUGUACGUCUGCGACCCCGCCAACGCGUGGUACCUGCAGGACCCAGGCUUUGAUCCAGCUAGGUCUUUCUUAUUUCGACAGCAACAUCCAGCAGAUCACGCAGCAGUACCGGUGUGUGUUUAUGUGGGGCGGCUCGAUGGGAGGGUCGGCGGCGCUGCUGUUUUCCCACCUGGCGAGCUGCGUGCACGCUUUCAGCCCUCAGGUUGA
Molecule: messenger RNA, 5490 nt
Organism: Prorocentrum cordatum
Lineage: Eukaryota; Dinophyceae; Prorocentrales; Prorocentraceae
Source: the annotation of a GenBank genome assembly